Candida dubliniensis CD36 is the source of this 762-nucleotide messenger RNA. RefSeq lists its product as uncharacterized. The record is from RefSeq and is a predicted model, not a curated record. Bases 1 to 762 code for a protein of 253 amino acids. The transcript has a single exon. Lineage: Eukaryota; Fungi; Ascomycota; Pichiomycetes; Serinales; Debaryomycetaceae.
AUGACGGAGGUUUUUAACAGAGGAGCUAAAUUAUUUGACGAUAAUAAUCAACGUGAUUACAAUCAUGCCACCGAUUCCGAGUAUAAACGGUUAAGAAGUGAGGCUGAUAGAUUAUUUCAAAAAAGACAACAGUUGAGUCAACAAUCACAAAGUGCAUACAAACAAGGUGAUGGUCAAAAGGCACACGAUUUGAGUGAAGAGCUGAAACGCAUUUUAGCUCAAGCGGAGGAGUGUAAUCGUAAAGCUGCUGAGUACGUUUUCCGUGAAAAUAACGAGGAUAGUGGACCAGAUGAAAUUGAUUUGCAUGGUUUAUAUGUCAAAGAAGCUGAAUGGAUUUUAGAGAGAAGAAUUUAUUAUGCUGUCAAAACAAAUCAAUCCCAUUUGAAUGUUAUUGUUGGUAAAGGAUUACACUCAUCCAAUGGAGUUGCCAAGAUUAAGCCUGCAGUCGAUGAGUUAUGUGAUCAAGUGGGAUUAAAACAUUACAUAGACAAAAAGAAUUCCGGGGUGUUGGUUAUUGAUUUGAAAGGUGUUAAUCUUGAUAGACUUCCAAGCUCAUGGGCUCAAGGAACAACUAAUGUCGCUCCACCUCAACAAGCUUAUCAUGGAACUGGCCAACCACAAUAUCAUCAACAACCAGGACAACAAUCACAUAACCAAUAUCAACAACAACAACACCACCAACAACAACAAGACAUUAAAACUGGUAAUGAUUUACUUGAUAUGGUUCUUAAGAUUGUCUGUGGUUGUCUCAAGAGUAAAUAA